Molecule: messenger RNA, 878 nt
Organism: Cherax quadricarinatus
Lineage: Eukaryota; Metazoa; Arthropoda; Malacostraca; Decapoda; Parastacidae
Source: RefSeq, a predicted model, not a curated record
AUCUUAUCCUCAGUUACUUUAUUUGCAGCAAUCUUCAAAAACGAAAUCAUGAGCAAUGGGGUGGGUGCGGCGUGUGGUGAUGUGGAUGGCUUGGUGUGCUGCUCUUACUGCUGCUAUCAAUUUGCUGCUAAUGGUGAGAGCUCCGCCAGCAUUGACCUCACUCCAUCACCAUCACCACCGCUACCACCGCCUCCGCCAUUGCACCCUGGCCCCCUCAACAAUACCACGCUAUGACUUGACGGGAAACAAGGUCUACCUCCAGGGAGAAGUUUACGCCAUCAGGGACAGUGAAUACCACAAGAAGAACCAGCGCAAUCGUUCUGGACUGCAAAUGCUUCAGUGUGUGUACACACAUCUCCCUGCAGUUAAGGCACAAUAUUCAUCAGUGUCACCGUAUCUGCAAGAUACUGUUGACAGCUUAAAACAAGACAUCACCAAGAGAAGAGUUACAGAUGAUCCUUGGGAUCUUGCCCGUAAGUGGGCCAGUCCAAGAUCGCUGAUUCCCAGUUCAGCUCGUGGCUUGGGAGAUGUGCUAGCUGCCCUCGCUACUGCACCCAUCAUAGCUGCUGAUGUAGGAUACAAAGGCACUCAACUUAAGGUUACAAUCAUACUCAAAGGUGGCCAGAGAGCUGUGUUUAAACCUAAAUGGUACUCUCGUGAGGAUAUCGUAGAAGGAGAAGUGUAUGCAGGUAGUGACCGCCACAAUGGUGAGAUUGCUGCCUUCCACUUGAGUCGUCUUCUGAAUAUUCCAAUGGUGCCUUUGGCAGUUGGUAGGAAAGUGUCACUGAGGCGGCAGAUUUUACCUGUGGCAACAAGGAAACUUGCUGCAACAUUCUACUCGAGAAGAGGUUGGUGAUAAUAAUGCACUCUCUGCAGUC